This is a messenger RNA of Strongylocentrotus purpuratus (purple sea urchin), 1659 nucleotides long. RefSeq lists its product as uncharacterized. Gene Ontology annotation, biological process: positive regulation of DNA-templated transcription. The record is from RefSeq and is a predicted model, not a curated record. NCBI's taxonomy places the organism in Eukaryota, Metazoa, Echinodermata, Echinoidea, Camarodonta, Strongylocentrotidae. Gene Ontology annotation, molecular function: zinc ion binding; protein binding; ubiquitin-protein transferase activity. Bases 1 to 1659 code for a protein of 552 amino acids. Gene Ontology annotation, cellular component: nucleoplasm; chromatin. The transcript has a single exon.
AUGGCGUCUAAGUUCUCAGGAGAGAGAGAUGAAAAGCUACGCACUAGAAAAGGUCAUGACAUGACAUGGUCAUGUGAUAAACACGGGGAGCCAAUCAAAUUUUACUGCAAAGAACACACAAUCCCAGUUUGUCACCCAUGCGCUACGAAAGAUCAUAAGCCGUGUGAACUAGACGACAUCGAGGAUGUCAUCUUGGAGAGGAGGAGGAUAUUGGAUGACAAGCAGCAGGAGAUAGAGGAAAUGAAGAAACAACUGAAAGCGCUUUCCUCUAAACUAAAUUACACUGUUACCUCUGCAAGUAACCAUUUUCAAUCAAUCAACGAUGAACUCAAGGUGGCAUUCGAAGACAAAUUGAAGAGUGUACAAGACAAGGAGAAACAAUCGAUUUGUUCGAUCGACGAGGAGGUGGAUAAAGAAAUACAAAUUAUUAACGAAAAGAGGGAAAGACGGAUCAAAUCAUGUCACGAAGAAGCAGAAAAGCAGCAACUACCCAUCAAAGAAAGCCAAGCAAAAUUCCUGUCAGAAACAAAGGCAAUCAGCGAGGUGGUUGCUAACAAGAUAAAAGAUCUCACAAGUAAGAAUCAGCGUGCAAUCAGCAACAUAGAUAAUGUUGAAUCCAAGGUCAAACAAAUAAAACAAGAUGACAAAACAAUAGUGAAUAAAGCCCCUCAAGUACUUGCAUUUCUAAAUGACAAUUUGAAUUUGAGUGUUCAUCAAGAUGUUAGCAACUGCCUUGAACGAAUAAGGAGCGAAGUGCAGAGAGUGAAGUUUGUCGAGGGUGAUGUAGGUGGGGAACACUACGGGAAAAUUGAUGGCUACAUCGGUAAAUGGGAGCUUGUCAAGUCAAUCCACAUUCCAUCGAUUGUUAAUAACCCAUGGGUGCGUGGUUUGAUCAGUGACGAUGAAAUAUGUGUGCGGGACUUAGAUAAAAAAGCAACGUAUGUUACAAAUAUCAGAACUGAAAACACAAAGAAAGUCAUUGAAGGAGAUAGUAGCAUGUAUAUUUCAUCAUGUGCCCCCAUAGACAGCAACGUAGUAGUAUGCGGUAAGUGGAGACGAAGCUGCAAGGGUGGCAGUUUGGAUGGAUUCAUCACUCUUUAUGACAGACAAUGGAAGGUGGUUAGAGACAUCAGCUUACCGAGGAAUAACCUCUCUAAUCAAGUACACGUUGAUGUUGACAGGGAUGGGAUGACCCUCGCUGCUCAGAACAAGCAGCCUAAUAUCUACGUCAUCAAUCCUGCUGAUGGUAAGAUAGUAAACACUAUUACGAUGCAGGGCAAGAUGGCGUGGGGUAAGAUACAAGCACUGUCAUCAGGUGAAAUCGUUUUGAAGACAGAUGAUAAUGAAUUCACUGUCAUCUCACGAUUAGGAGAAGAGAAGGCCGUCAUACACUCUGAUGAGUGGUUCGUACCAUGGUGUCGCGUUGACAAACUGACAGACACACUCUACAUCGCAUACUGGGAUAGAGAGCGUACUAUCUACGCAGUUGAUCAGGUGACACGUGACGGUACCAUCGAGGCACGGAGAAUUGUUGAAUACGAGCAUUCAGACCUGAUCAGCGAAAAUUACUUUAAACCAUGCCUAGUAGUUCCUAAUGGUUAUAUUGUAACUUGUGACGGAGCCAAGCUUUCAGUGUACAAGAAGAGAUUUAUUGUAUGA